Molecule: messenger RNA, 321 nt
Organism: Lactuca sativa (garden lettuce)
Lineage: Eukaryota; Viridiplantae; Streptophyta; Magnoliopsida; Asterales; Asteraceae
Source: RefSeq, a predicted model, not a curated record
AUGAGCAGUGGGGCUGCGAUAAAAGCUUGGUUGGUGGUGGCAAGCAUCGGUACAGUUGAGGCGCUUAAAGAUCAAGGUGUAGCAAGAUGGAAUGGCCCUCUCAAGGCACUUCACCAUCAUGCGAAAACGAAGAUUGUUUCUUCUUAUAAUAAAUCGAUUUCUGAUGGGUCUAUCAGAUCCCUCUUUGUUGGUGCGGAGUCGUCUUCUUCAUUGUCGGCGGCAGAAGCGGCUGGUAAAUACAGUUCGAAGAAAACAAAAGCAGAACGAAUGAAGAAGGUUAUGGAUAUGAACUGUUUUGGCCCCAAUACUGUUAGAUUUUAG